Molecule: messenger RNA, 3981 nt
Organism: Periophthalmus magnuspinnatus
Lineage: Eukaryota; Metazoa; Chordata; Actinopteri; Gobiiformes; Gobiidae
Product: immunoglobulin superfamily member 22-like
Exons: 25
Coding region: 26-3904 (1292 amino acids)
Molecular function (GO): protein binding
Source: RefSeq, a predicted model, not a curated record
ACUCAGGAAAGUCUCACAAGGAUUAAUGAAAAGCAUGGAUGAACAUUCUUCGAUCCAGCGUAAAUCCUCGGCCGUGGUGGAGACUUACACCCAGGUCCAGACGUCGCCCCACGUCCCCGCGGGAGAGUCCGUCCCAGAUUUCGAGGAGAAACUGCGGCCCGUUACUGCACAAGAGGGUGAUAACGCCGUGUUCAGAGCAAAGGUGACAGGGAAACCUCAGCCGUGUGUCGUCUGGGAGCGAGCGAGCGGGACCCCCCUGUCCGACGAGACCUUCAACUUUUAUGAAGAAUUCAACAACCAGCACAUACUCAAGGUUAAAAAUCUGUCUAUGGAAGAUGGAGACGUUUACAGAUGUGUCGCCGCUAACGUUCACGGUGAAGCUAUCUACUCCGUCUCGCUGAUUGUUACGGAAAAUCCUGCGUUAGACUUGAAAAAGAUGCUGAAGAAACGCUCCGUGGAGAAGAGAGAGAAGAAACCACCUACAGAGGAGGAGAUGCUGAAGAUUCUGUCAGGAGCUGAAAAAAAAGACUACGAGAGGAUCUGCGCCGAGCACGGCUUCACCGACUUCAGAGGAAUCCUGAAGAAACUCAAGGAGAUGAAGAAGAAAGAGGAGGUGGAGAUGGUGCGUGUAUUGAAGCCUUUGGAAAAUCUCACAGCCAAAGCCGGUACCAACGUCGUCUUUGACACGAUCCUGGAGCUGAGAGAUCCAAACGUCAGAAUGCAGUGGUUCCUGGGCUCGGAGCUGCUGCGGACUCAGUAUUCUCUCGGGAAGUAUGAAGUCAAGCAGAUGGGAACCAAACACAUGUUAUGUAUCUCCGGCGUCGGCCUCGGUGACACGGGCACGUACGCUCUGCAGGUCGGAGACAAAAGACUCACGGCCAGGCUUCAUGUCAUAGAUGAACCUCUGAAAUUCCUAUCCGACUUCAAGCCCAAGAAAGUGACUGAAAGGCAGACGGCUGUGUUUGAGGUCCGCCUCUCUAAGAAGACGAACGCACCUCUGAUUUGGAAGGUCAAAGAUAAGGAAGUGAAGCGAGAUGAGAAGUUUGAUGUGUCGCUGUCUGAAGACGGUUUGACCUACACUCUGAAGAUUAAGGAUGUGAAAGUCAGCGAUACCGGAGACUACACCAUCAGCAUCGGGGACCUCACCGCCACUGUGCCACUAUUCAUCCAAAGAAUUCCCAUCAAGUUCUGCAGCUACUUGAAAAACACCCGCGUGCAGGAGCGAGGAAAGGCUCGUCUGGAGUGUGAGCUGACCUCCAAAGACGUCCACAUCCGCUGGUUUAAAGACGGGAGCGACAUCACCGCCAGUCGCCGCUACGUUUUUGUGCACGAGGGAAAGAGAGCGGAAGCCGUUAUUGAAGACUGCGAGCUGACGGACGCCGGGGAGUACAGCAUAGUGUGUACUCAAGACAACGACACGCACGAGUACUUCUCCACGGCCAUCCUCACUGUCGAUGAACGUUUUGCGUCAGUGAUUAGCGGCAUGUCGGACGCCCAGUGUCCAACGGGGUCUUCCGCAGAGCUGUGUGUGGUUCUGGACGAUGAGAAAGUGGACGGGAUAUGGCUGAAGGAUGGAAUAGAGAUUUCAGAGCAAAGUGAGGUGCAGGUGGUGAAACAGGGGGCCGUCCAUAAGUUGCUGUUCUCCAGUGUGACUGAUGCACAUGAAGGAAAAUACACGUUUAAAGCUAAAGGAGCGGAGAGUGAGGCUGUGCUCAGCAUCGCAGAUCCUCCUGAAAUUGACAGCUCCGUUCUGGACGUGUUGGGGGCCCAGCCUGUUACAGUAAAGGCAGGUCAGACAGCCACCAUCAAAAUCCCCUUUAAAGGCAAACCUCCGCCUAAGGUCACGUGGUACAAAGAUGGAGUAGAGGUCAUGGAGGACGAGAGGACGAAGAUGGAGAGAUCGGCUGAUGGCACGACUCUUGUACUCACCAGAUGUGUGAGGGAGGACAGUGGAGCCGUGAUGUUACGUCUGAAGAGCGACUGUGGCACUGCCGUCGCCAACAUGCACCUCGACGUCAUCGAUCGUCCUAAACCUCCACAAGGAAAAGUCGAGUUCCUGGAGACGUCGAGAAAAUGCAUAAAGAUGAAGUGGAAAGCUCCGCGGGAUAAUGGGGGAAAGCAGGUGACGAGUUUCCUCAUUGAGCGACGUCCGGCCGGAAAGAAAUCGUGGGACAGAGUGGGAGAAGUGAACAGCAGCUCCACCGUCUUCAGCGACGAGGAAGUGUCUGAGGGCGAGGCCUAUCAGUAUCGAAUCAGAGCAGUGAACGAAGAAGGAACGAGUGAAGCGCUGGAGACAGAGGACGUCAGAGCGGGAGAACCGAUAGAGCCUCCAGGAGUCGUGUCCCAGCCCCAAGUGUCCAACGUGACAAAGGAGACCAUGACCGUGAGCUGGACUCCUCCAGGAGACGACGGAGGAGCUCCUGUUUUAGGAUACAUCCUGGAGCGGAGGAAGAAAGGGAGCAACAUGUGGCUCCAGCUCAACAAGGAGCUCAUCACAGACUCUAAAUUCACUGUGGGCGGCUUGGUGGAGGGAGCGGAGUAUGAGUUUCGUGUCACCAGUGUAAACAGAGCCGGAGCAGGCAAUCCCAGCACAAUCUCGACUUCUGUCCAAGCCAAAGACCCCAUACGAGCUCCAGGCCUCGUGAGGAACUUGUUUGUUUCCGAUUCUUCCUACUCCUCCAUUUCUCUGAGGUGGAGCGCUCCAGAGACCGGAGAUGAACCUUCCGGGUACAUUCUGGAAAUCCGCCCGGAGAAUUCUAAAGACUGGACCAAAGUGAGUAAAGUCCCCGUGGCCAGUGCGAGCUUCACUGUGGCAGGACUUCAGGAGAGGAUGAAGUACUUUUUCCGUAUCCGUGCAGUGAAUGAAGGAGGAGUUGGAGAGUCUGUGGAAAUGUCAAAAGGAGUGUUAGCCAUGCCUCCACCGGUGUCUCCCAGAUUUGAGCUGGAUGCAAAGUUGAGAAGCCAAGUGGUAGUUCGAGCUGGAACCGCGCUCUGCCUUCGCCUCAGCUUUUUUGCUUCUCCUCCUCCGUUAGUCACUUGGUUUAAGGAUGGACUCCCCACCACGGGACGAGAGGCCGUCAUCAAAGGAAACAACCACUCCCAGCUCCUCGUCUCCUCCGCCAUUCGCUCCGACUCCGGCGUUUACCGCGUCCACCUGAAGAACGAGUUUGGAGAGGCCCACUAUGAUGUAAACGUCAGGGUUACAGACUUCCCUCGGCCUCCAAAGAGCCUGCGUCUGGUGGAGGAGGUCCCGGGGACGGUGACGCUUCACUGGGACCACACUCCUGACCUGGCUGAUGAUGAGGAGGGGGCGCAUUAUGUCAUCCUGAAGAGGGACACUAGCACCACCUCCUGGUUCACUGUGGCAGAGCGAGUGUUCAGUAAAAAGUACACGGUCACUGGACUGCUGCCAGGGAGAAAGUACUACUUCAGGGUGCUCGCGCAGAACUUCAUUGGAUGCAGUGACCCGUUGGAUUCAAAAGAGCCUUAUUUCAUCCCCAAAGAGAAAGAGAGCGUCCGUGGCCUGAAUUUAAAACAGUCGACUGUGCGGUCACGUCAGGUGAAGCCCAGUUUCCUGCUUCCACUGAAGGACCACGCUGUGCGCAGAGGGAACGACUGCACCAUGAGCUGUGCCUAUCAGGGCAUGCCAACGCCACAGGCCUGUUGGUUCAAAGGAGAAUCCAAAAUCUCCAACUGCACCCGGUUUUGGCAGAGCACAGCCAACGGAGUGUGCACGCUGGUGAUCCCGACCUGUGCAGCCAAAGAUGAGGGACUGUACACACUUGUGCUGGAGAAUCCCCUGGGAGAGGCCAGGUGUUCGUGCAAUCUGGUCAUUUUUGAUAAAGACGACCGUGUAUUGGAAAGUCUGGACAAUCCCACGAACAAAGAGAAGCUGAUCCUGUAAGUUCAACUCAAAGAAACACUGCGCUUUUUGUUUCAGUCGUGUAGUUUUGUGUGCGGACAGAAGAUGGCAGCCAUGUU